Molecule: messenger RNA, 2984 nt
Organism: Corylus avellana
Lineage: Eukaryota; Viridiplantae; Streptophyta; Magnoliopsida; Fagales; Betulaceae
Source: RefSeq, a predicted model, not a curated record
UCAAAACUCAGCUUGCUCUCUGCUUUUGCUCUGCUACUUGCGUUCCCCUUCCUUCAUUUCCUUUGAUUUCCAAACAAGAAAACAUGGCUGAGAUUGCAACCAUUCUUCUCUCUCCCUUUCUCCAAGUGUUUUUCGAAAGAAUGGCAUCUGGGGAGUUUGUUGACUUCUUUCGACGACAAAAACUCUCCGAUACACUCAUAAAGAAGUUGAAGACAACUUUUCUGACCCUCAAUGCAGUGCUCGAAGACGCAGAAGAGUUGCAAGUUACGAAGCCUCUUGUGAAAGAGUGGCUUGAUGAGCUGAAAGAUGCAAUCUAUGAUGCAGAGGACGUCUUGGAUGAGAUUGCUACUGAAGCCUUGCAAAGCGAGUUGGAUGCUCAAUUUCAAACCACUGCAAGUAAGGUACGGAAGUUAUCCAUCUCUGCUUUUCGUAAUUCUUUUGUCAAAGAGAUAGAGCCAAAGAUAAAAGAGGUACUUGAAAGACUAGAAACUCUAGCACAGCAAAAGAAUGUCAUGGGUCUGAGAGAAGGUGUUGGAGGGAAAUCAUCUGACAGAUUGCUCACAACUUCUUUGGUUGAAGAAUCUGAUAUUUAUGGUAGGAAUAAUGACAAGGAGGCAAUCACUAAAAUGUUACUCUCAAAUGAUGCACGUGGCAACAAAAUGAGUGUGAUUGCCAUAAUAGGGAUGGGGGGGAUGGGCAAGACCACCCUUGCUCAACUUGUAUACAAUGACUCAAAGGUGAAGGAGCACUUUAACCUACACUUACGGGUUUGUGUUUCUGAAGAGUUUGAUGUGUCCAAGGUAACCAAAACAAUUUUGGAGAGACUAACUUCAUCAACUUAUGAUAAUAAGGAUCUAGAUCAACUCCAAGUUAUACUCAAGGAGAAAUUGGAGAGGAAGAAGUUUCUACUUGUUUUAGAUGAUGUGUGGAAUAAGGAUUAUGCUAUUUGGGAGAACUUCAGCAAACCUUUCAUAUCUUGGGCACAAGGAAGUAGGGUCAUCGUAACAACUCGCGAUAAUGAGGUUGCAUUAGUUAUGCGUGCUAGCUCAACGCAUCCUUUAAAGGAGUUACAAGAAGAAGAUUGUUGGUCACUAUUUGCAAAACAUGCAUUCUAUGAUGGUAACUCUGAUGCACAUGGAGAGUUAAAAGUAGUAGGUAGAAAAAUCAUGGAAAAGUGUGGAGGCCUUCCGUUAGCAGUCAAGGCAAUUGGUGCUCUAUUAAGAACUAAACCGAAUGUUGAUGAAUGGGAUAAGAUAUUGAAGAGUGAAUUAUGGGAUUUGCCAAUUGAUGAGAUGGGCAUUCUACCAGCUCUAAGAUUAAGUUACAAAUAUCUCUCUUCACAUCUAAAGCGUUGCUUUGCUUAUUGUUCAAUAUUCCCAAAGGAUUUUUCUUUCAAAAAAGAUCAAUUAAUCUUGUUAUGGAUGGCAGAAGGUUUCCUACCGCAACCUAAACACAAAACAAUGGAAGAAGUUGGGAAUGAGUAUCUCCUCACUCUAGAAUCAAGAUCAUUAUUCCAAAAAUCAAGUGAGGACAAGUCAUGUUUUGUAAUGCAUGAUCUUGUGAACGAUUUGGCAAAAUCUGUAUCUGGAGAAUUUAUUUUAAGGUUGGAGGGUGAGUGUCCUGACGAGAUUGUAAACAAAACUCGCCACUUGUCUUAUUUUUCCAAACAUAAUUUUCAUGGCUUGAAGAAGUUUGAGACCCUUCACAAGGCUAAGAGGUUGCACACUUUCCUACAUUUAGAUAUGUCAGAUUCUGAUUGGUUUCACUACUUCUUAAGUAAAACGGUAGUAGAUGAUUUACUUCCAACUCUAAGAUGCUUACGACUGCUUUCUCUGUCCCGAUAUAAGAACAUUACUGAAUUGCCAAAUUCAAUUGGUAAACUUAAAUACCUACGUUACUUGGAUCUCUCUUUCACUGAAGUUCAAAGACUGCUUGAUUCUAUAUGUCAGUUGUGCAAUUUGCAAACAUUGAGACUAUCACAUUGUAAAAAGCUUACUGCAUUGCCUAGAGAUAUGUGGAAACUCAUUAGCUUAAGCCAUCUUGAUAUUACCAAAACUAGCAUUAAAGAGAUGCCGAUUCAUUUGGGUAGAUUAAAACGCCUACUGACAUUGACUAAAUUUAUCAUUAGCAAAGGUACUGGGUCAUUUAUUGGAGAGUUGGGGAAACUUGUAAAUCUUCGGGGACCACUUGCCAUUUUGGAGCUCCAAAAUAUUGAAUCCCCCAAUGAUGCUCUAAAUGCAAGCUUGAAGGACAAAAAGCACCUAGAAGAGUUGGUAUUAGAAUGGAAUGUUGAAACUCAUGUUCCAGAAAGUCCGAGAAUUGUACUUGAUGGGCUCCGACCCCAUACAAAUUUGAAAAGCCUCACUAUCAAAUACUAUGGUGGUAAAAGUCUUUCAGAUUGGAUAGGACUUCCUUCAUUCUCUAAACUAGCAUCUCUUCAUCUACAAAACUGUAACUAUUGCAAUAGUUUGCCACCCCUUGGGCAGCUACCCUCUCUGCAGUAUCUCUAUAUUGUUGGGUUUGAUGAAGUUGUUAGAGUGGGUCGUGAGUUUUGUGGCAGCGGUUCUUCUUCAUUUAAGCCAUUUGGUGCCCUUAAAGUUCUUAGCUUCAGAGAUAUGAAUAAGUGGGAAAAAUGGAUUUCUAUUGGUGACGAAAAUGAGGGUGUAAGUUUUCCUCAACUUGAAAAUCUUAGUAUUACAGAGUGCCCUAAGCUAACCGGAGGGUUGCCCACCCAUCUUCCUUCUUUAGCCACGCUUAAAAUUUAUAAAUGUCCACAAUUGGUGGCUUCACUCUCAAGGACGCCUGCUAUACGUGAUUUUUGGGUGGGAGAUUGUAAAGAGGUUUUGUUUGAUGAAUUGCCAGCUGGAAUGCAGAUGGUCAAUAUUGGAGGAAUUGAGUCCCUACCGAAGGAAAUGAUAGACUCCAAUGGCAGUCUUCAAGAGUUGUCGAUCAAUGGGGCCAUUAACGUCCUUAUUAUGGCAUGA